Plasmodium inui San Antonio 1 is the source of this 213-nucleotide messenger RNA. RefSeq lists its product as hypothetical. Lineage: Eukaryota; Apicomplexa; Aconoidasida; Haemosporida; Plasmodiidae. The transcript has a single exon. The coding region runs from base 1 to 213 and encodes 70 amino acids. The record is from RefSeq and is a predicted model, not a curated record.
AUGGAUAUAUGGAAAAACAUGCAUAAAACAUUUUCUCAUAUGCGCUGUGUUAGGAAUGAAACAGAUAGACGACGCCUACACGAUUUCAUGAGUCGUCUUAGAAAACUAAAGAGGGAUAACAGAUGUGAAGAAUCGUGGAAAGAAGAAAAUGAAAAGUGGAACGUUAUAAAAUAUCUUAAAAAAAAAGUGACGAAAAUUGGAAUAAUAAUAUAA